AGUAGCAACCUUAGUAGCUAUUCAAAAUCCUAAUACAUUAGAUGCUGCAAUCACUCAAGCGAAAACUGUUGAAGCAGAAAGAUAUUAUGCCAUGGAAUAUGAUUUUAGCAAGCCAAAAGUUGAGGACGACCUUGAAAAGUUGACUAAACAGUAG
Messenger RNA from Funneliformis geosporum, 154 nucleotides. The record is from the annotation of a GenBank genome assembly. NCBI's taxonomy places the organism in Eukaryota, Fungi, Glomeromycota, Glomeromycetes, Glomerales, Glomeraceae.